Molecule: messenger RNA, 963 nt
Organism: Anopheles gambiae (African malaria mosquito)
Lineage: Eukaryota; Metazoa; Arthropoda; Insecta; Diptera; Culicidae
Exons: 11
Coding region: 116-925 (269 amino acids)
Source: RefSeq, a predicted model, not a curated record
UUUUAAUUAAACUUACCGUGGCGCUGCUGGUAUUCGAUUCAUCGACGACAUCAAGUAGGGCCUUUCGCUACAGUCGGCGUUCUCAUUUAUCUAUUGGUCUGGAUCGAAUACGAAUAUGGAAAACAAAAACAAAAACGUAAGCAUCGUAGACGAAAAUGGGAAUCCUGGUAAGCGGCCCUUAAGCAUGCUAAGAAAUUUUGAAGAAGAAGAAGAAACAACACUUGAUUCUGGAAACGCUAAAAAGCAGCAAAAAGAGCAACCAUCUGGGACAAUGAAGAAUUAUAUUGUUUUUCCAAAUGGACAAAAACUAGAAAUUCGUGGCACUAUUUGUGGUGCUGUCAAUCUGGAUCAAACUGUAUGUGCGAAACCAUUAGAUGCUAAUCCGAGCUCCACACAAACACAGCAAACUAUUUUUUUAAAGACUGCUGGAGCUACUCCAAGUACUACCAAACCUGUACAACAGCCAUUAGAUGUUAAAAAGUCUGCUGGAAAACCAGAUCCCGUCACACAUACACAGCAAACUAUUUUUUUAAAGACUGCUGGAGCUACUCCAAGUACUAGCAAACCUGUACAACAGCCAUUAGAUGUUAAAAAGUCUGCUGGAAAGCCACAUCCCGUUACACAAACACAGCAAACUAUUUUUUUAAAGACUGCUGGAGCUACGCCGAGUUAUAGUAAAUCAAUCCAACAAACGUAUUUGGAAACGUCAGGAGAUAUUAUGGAGUAUAGCAAACUAAAACAGCAUUCCAAAACAUCUUACGCUACUCCGGGUCCGAGCAAACCGAGUCUGCAAAUGGUUAAUACCGAACUAUCUGGUGGUUUGCUUGAUCCCGACGAUACUCCAUUCUUAAUCUCCAAGAACAUAUUACGACAGCUUAUUCGUGGUACUUAUAUGGGUCCGAAGGGUGACUUGAAUAUAUGGUAAUCUGUUUUUUAUUUGUGAUUUUAGAUGAAGAUACUAGC